Messenger RNA from Alnus glutinosa, 2727 nucleotides. RefSeq names its product probable beta-D-xylosidase 2. The record is from RefSeq and is a predicted model, not a curated record. Gene Ontology annotation, molecular function: alpha-L-arabinofuranosidase activity; xylan 1,4-beta-xylosidase activity. Gene Ontology annotation, cellular component: plant-type cell wall. NCBI's taxonomy places the organism in Eukaryota, Viridiplantae, Streptophyta, Magnoliopsida, Fagales, Betulaceae. Gene Ontology annotation, biological process: xylan catabolic process; arabinan catabolic process. The coding region runs from base 152 to 2482 and encodes 776 amino acids. The transcript is spliced from 7 exons.
AUGAAAGCGGUUCUCUUACAUCAUCACUGCCAUUCUACCACAAAUCACAAAUGCAUGCCUCAGCCUUGCCUAUAUAUAUAUAUAUAUACACCCCACACUUCCACUAUCCCCAUACAAACACAAUUGUGUAUAUAUAUUUCUCUUUCAAAAAAUGGCUUCAACCGCCACACGCUCAUCCCUCUCCGUUAUCUUCCUCCUCCUCCUCCUCUGGGGUGUUUCCCGGCACACCAUUGAGGCCCGGGAGCCGUUCGCUUGCGACCCAAAAGAUGCAACGACAAGGAACUUGCCGUUUUGCCGGGUUUCACUGCCAAUACCAGAAAGAGUGAAGGACUUUAUUGGAAGGUUGACGCUGCAAGAGAAGGUUAGCCUGCUGGUGAACAAUGCUGCGGCGGUACCGCGGCUGGGGAUCAGAGGGUAUGAAUGGUGGUCGGAGGCUCUUCAUGGCGUCUCAAAUGUGGGUCCCGGAACUAAGUUCGGUGGGAACUUCCCUGGGGCCACUAGCUUCCCUCAGGUUAUCACCACCGCUGCUUCUUUCAAUGCAUCCUUGUGGGAAGCAAUCGGACGGGUUGUGUCAGACGAGGCAAGAGCAAUGUACAAUUGGGGUGCGGCCGGGCUCACGUAUUGGAGCCCAAACGUCAACGUUUUCAGAGACCCAAGGUGGGGCCGUGGACAGGAGACUCCCGGUGAAGACCCCGUGGUAGUCGGUACAUAUGCUGCCAGCUACGUGAGAGGCCUACAGGGAAACGACGGUAACCGGUUGAAGGUUGCGGCUUGUUGCAAGCACUUUACGGCAUAUGAUCUGGACAACUGGAACGGGGUUGAUAGGUUUCACUUCAACGCUAAGGUUAGCAAGCAGGACAUUGAGGACACAUUCGAUGUUCCAUUCAAAAUGUGUGUGAAGGAGGGGAAAGUGGCCAGUGUCAUGUGCUCCUACAAUCAGGUCAAUGGUGUGCCCACCUGUGCAGACCCUAAUCUCCUGCGUAAAACUGUACGUGGGGUUUGGCGACUUGACGGGUACAUUGUCUCAGAUUGUGAUUCUGUCGGGGUUUACUAUGAUCAGCAACACUAUACAUCAACAGCAGAAGAAGCAGCGGCUGAUGCCAUCAAAGCAGGAUUGGAUUUGGACUGCGGGCCAUUCCUAGCUGUACACACUGAGGACGCAGUAAAAAGGGGCCUGUUGAAGGAGAUCGACGUCAAUGGCGCUUUAACCAACACACUCAAUAUCCAAAUGAGGCUUGGGAUGUUUGACGGUGAGCCGUCCACGCAGGCGUUUGGAAACCUUGGCCCAAAAGAUGUGUGCACCCCAGCUCACCAAGACCUCGCCCUUGAAGCCGCCAAGCAAGGCAUUGUUCUUCUCAAGAAUCGUGGCCCUUCACUGCCUCUCUCCGCUCGCCGUCACCUUACCGUCGCUGUCGUUGGGCCCAAUUCCAAUGUCACAGACACUAUGAUUGGAAACUAUGCGGGUGUUGCAUGCGGAUACACAAGUCCCCUACAAGGAAUUGGGAGAUAUGCGAGGACAAUUCACCAACAGGGGUGCGCCGACGUAGCUUGUGCCAAGGACCAGCUCUUUGGUGCGGCGGUUGAUGCUGCCCGUGGGGCAGAUGCGACCGUUUUAGUGGUGGGGCUUGACCAAUCAAUUGAGGCAGAGUUCAGGGACAGGGCGGGGCUCCUUUUACCAGGGCGCCAACAGGAGCUUGUGUCUAAGGUAGCUGCAGCCUCCAAGGGUCCAACCAUCUUGGUCUUGAUGUCUGGUGGCCCUAUUGAUGUGGCUUUUGCUCAGAACGAUCCACGCAUUUCCGCCAUCUUAUGGGCCGGUUACCCUGGCCAAGCUGGCGGAGCUGCCAUUGCCGAUAUCUUGUUUGGAACAUAUAACCCAGGGGGCAAGUUGCCGAUGACAUGGUACCCACAAGAGUACCUUACAAAUUUGCCUAUGACAGCCAUGGCAAUGAGACCAAGCAAAUCAAACGGCUACCCUGGAAGAAGCUACAGAUUUUACACAGGUCCGGUGGUGUACCCAUUUGGGCACGGGUUGAGCUACACCAAAUUUGUUCACACCGUAGCCACAGCUCCCGCCGUGGUAGCCAUCCCUCUCGAUGGCCGCAAUGCUCGUGGAAACACAACCAUCUCCGGCAAGGCAAUCAGGGUCACACACGCAAAAUGUAACAGCAUCUCUCUAGGGAUCGAUCUGGAUGUCAAAAAUAUAGGCUCCAUGGAUGGCUCUCACACUCUGCUGAUAUAUUCCACCCCGCCGGCCGGCCAUUGGGGUCCGCACAAACAACUGGUCGCCUUCGAGAAAAUCUAUGUCCCUGCCAGGGCUCAGCAGCGAGUCCGAAUCAAUAUUCACGUGUGCAAGUUCCUCAGCGUGGUGGACAGGUCUGGAAUUCGCAGAAUUCCAAUGGGUGAACACAGUCUUCAUAUUGGCGAUCAUAUCCAGCACUCUGUUUCCCUUCGAGCGGCAACAUUUGGAGAGAUCAAGUCUUGAAUUUCACCGAUAAAUACUACUUUUCGUCAUUAUUUUCAAGAAUUAUAGCAGCAAGUAUUGUAAGCUACACACAUUCAAGGAAAUAAUGGUGUCUACCAGGAGGAAGAAGAUACAAAAAACAGAGCGCAAGCCCAAAGAUUUUAAUUUUCAUUUUGAAAUUGAACAUUCGAACCUGAUUGUAAAAAUUGUACUACUAUUUGUAAUCUUUUUUGAGCCAACUUAGUGCAUAAAUCAUAGUUAUGAAA